AGCUGGAGUCCUAUCAUAUAUCACAGAUUCACACGGACUGCUUGGUCUGUUUGGGUCCCAAAAAAUCAAAAUGUUUUCAGUUAUUUCSKSGCUUUAUCGACACAAAAACCCGUAAUUGUGUUAUUAAGUCAUUGUCCUUUGACUCUGGAGGAUUUUUCUUUUUUUAGAGAUUCAACAAAUUCUGCGGCGAGAAAGUCUUGAAAUAUUAUGGAACAUAUAUACAAAGAGCCCGAAUAUUGAAUGCGCAAAGGAAUGCCUARGGAUCACAUGAAUGGACCAAUAAAAAUAAGCCACAACCAAGGAAAUAUUGCAAAAACUAAGAAYUCAAAGUCUAAAAAUGGGACUCUAAACGGCAAGGAUARRUCUACUAGGAAUAAGUUUCAGUCGUACGACGAUGAUGAAUUAGAUUUGRCGCCGUAUGUCGUUAGAAAAGAUAGACUAAUCCAAGAACUAGAGACAAGUCUAGCUGAAAUGGAUGGCCARCUGGAGAGCGCUUCAAAACUUGAAGAACAGAAAACAGCAGCYGAGGACCAGAGGACACGCCUUCUGAAGGAGAUCGAGACUGCAGUGUCUGACAUUCAAGGGCAUGUACUAAAUGCACGGGAAAUGGAGAUCGAAAAGAAGGCAAUUGAAAAUGAGUGUAAUAGUUUGAAAGAACAAGUGAAACAUUUGCRAACUCUUUUGGACGAUAAGAAGACACCACUACAUGACGGCAAACAAUGGAAUUACGUUGACUUGUCGCAGACCGAGGACGCAAUGCGCGUGAGCCUCACUCAUGCUAACUCCAGAAACCAAGCACUGGAAAAGGAAAUUAAGAAACUCCGACUCGCAAACGAGCGAUUACACCUGAAGGAGAAAUCAAACAAACGUCCAGGUGAUUUUGAACAACUCCAGAGGGACUAUUUAGACCUGCAAAAGCUUCUUCAAGUAGCUGAGAAUUCCGAGGACAACAUAGCACACGAACUUGCAACGUGCCAUCAGACGAUGGCACAAAUGAAAGACGAUUAUGAAGAACUCGAGAAGGUGAAGAGGAUUAUAGAGGAAGAAAGAGACGGACUCGUUCUGAGGAAAGCUGAAAUGGAAAUGGAGCUAAAGAAGCUUGAAGCUCUGGAGAACGAAAGGGAUUCCCUUGCACUUGAAAAAACUGAACUGGAGAGAGAGAUAACGCUCUUAAGAGAAGACAAGCAAAACUGUAACGUCAUCGACAAGGAUUCAUCAAGUCGUUUGCAAAAGGAGAAGGAAGCACUGCAAAGAAAGCUCGAWAAUUACGAAGAACAAUGCGAGAAACUUGAGCAAGAGAACGCAUCUUACAAACAACACGUUGAACAAUUGCAGAAUGAACUCAAAACUUUACGAGWAGAAACUACUAAGACACAAACUAAUAAAACUGAUGAUUCAAACCCUGGAAAUCAGCCAUUAAAAGCAGCGAUAGUAAAACUCAACAAAGAAAAUUCAGAAUUGSAGGUUGGUCUUGAAAAAGCUGAAAAGGARAUUGAAGARUUGAAGAGUCGACUUUCCAAAGAACAAGUAGACAGUGGCAAAGAAGAUAAAAGUCAACAACUAAGGCCUGCAUUUGAAAAGCUAAAUAAGGAGAACUCUGAACUACAGAUAAAACUGGAGAAAACCGAGAAGGAGCUCAGUGCCAUUAAGAUUUGCCUUGAAGAAGAACGCGAAGGUAAAAAGGUUGAAGAAGCUUCGGGUAAAAAGACUGAAAAGACGAAGAAAAAAGUUCUGAAGUUAAAGGACAGCAAGAAGAGCAAGAAAGACAAAAAAGAAACUGAUGAUUCUGACGGUGUUAAGGACGAGCUGGAGUUGUUGAAGAAGGAAAAGUUUGACUUGACCAGCGAGUGCCAAGCUCUUUCAGAAACUGUCACUAAAAUUGCAGGCGAGAAGCGAAACAUGGAUAAGGAAAUUCAGGAACUUAACAACGAGAAAACAAAACUACAAGCAAAGAUAGCCGAGCUUGAAGCAAGCAUUAAAGARUUGGAGGUAAUCAAAGAAAAGAAGGAAGAACUAGAGAAAAAAAAUCAAGAAAUUCAACUCUAUUUGACACAGGUCAGCGCAGAAUUGGAAAAGACCGUUGAAAGCAAAACUCUUUUAAACGAGAAAUUUGUAAAGGUGACUGGUGAGAAAGAGGCACUUGUAUCAGAGCAGAAAGAAUUCCAGGAAUCUCUAGAAGCCAUCAAACAAGAAAUGGAAAAUGUCCGUAAAGAUGUCUCAAACAAAAGCACUGAGAUUAGAGUACUGAGGAAGAAACACGAGGAAGAAAAGCGACGACUGAUCGGCAUGAAAGAUGGUGGUGACAAAGAAAUAACCCGAAUAAAAACUGAGCUAAAAGAAAUAUCCGCAAAAGUUAUGAAAUCAGCCGAUGAAGACAGUGAACACGAUAGCAACGAUGUAAUUUCUACCGUUGAAAAAUUACAUCAAGACGUCGAGGAACUUAGCCAAAAGAAUUCUGAAUUGGAGCAGUCAAAGGAAGAACUUGAGUCGAAAUUGAAAGAAGUUAGUAAACAGGCGGAAGAGUUACAGAAAGAAAGUGCUAAAGCUAGUGAUAUGGCCAUGGAAAAAGCAGUAGAAUUAUCGCGAACAAAGAGAUCCCUUGAAAGAAAAAUAGAAAAGCUAAGUAAAGAAAAUGCAGAAUAUAGGGGUAAACUGGGUGUGGCUACCCCCGCCAUGUCUAUUACCCCUCGCAUUUCUCCUGAAACGGUGCAAGUGAAAAAUGUAGAAGUGGUGGAAUCCCMACCGACCCAACAAYCUCUACUCGCCCCUCAAGCACCUCCUAGACAACGACCUCCUUCUCAAAACUCAAGAAUUGCCGAGGCACGUUAUGAGGGAUCUAGUAAGCCUGGUCCAUCGGGCAUCAGGAUCGGGCCCCAGGACUAUCCAAAUAGAGGGCCACAGGAACAUUAUCGUGAAGGUCCUCGACCUGGACCUCCAGGGACACGAAAUGAAGGGUCUGAUUCAAGACAUCCAGAACGUUCMCCWCCACCUUACCCUCUAGCGAAACGCUCGUCGCUGGAUAAUGGCUUAAUACCAGAAAAAGACCGGGGAAGCAGAAGAGAUUUACCAUCCUACCCCCCACGGGAACGMAGAGUCUCUGAAACAAGAARUCGACCUCCGAGUGCGUCUGUUACUUCAGGCGGUCACGAAGGSGAGGCUAGGGGUGGAAAUUCUUUAGUGAAAGGCGAGAGAAGACGAAGUGAUGGCGGCUACACGUAUCAUAAAAGAAACGAAGUAGAUAGGUAUCGUCAUGAUAACCGGMCAACAGACCAAAAGUCCGCUUUCCGCGCAGUUGGCCAUAGRAAGAGGGUUGUACACGAGGACUAUGUCUGAGGKUGUCCGGUUUUCGAGGUUYUAAAACUCUAAAUGAAACACCUUAGUGCACUAAUGCACAAACUCCACGAAAAUGACCACCGUAUUGACACCCUUCAACCUAUGACAUGUAAUCAAAGUUGUGUACCAUAACUGGGCCAUCCAGGUACUGAUUGAAGACCCUUGGACCAUUUGAAAGCCUGUACUAUUAAGAAGACAGCAUACUCCUACCCUGGAGCCUCRGGGUACCGAGGAAGGCACCAAUCGAUAAAUCUCCUUCUUGAAAAGACACUGUCAUGUAAUCAAACUUGUACCAUUGUACCUCCAGCUCCUACCUAAAAGAGGACUUUGGAUCACGCGUAACGUGUGCACUACUUAUAUUAAAGACAUCAAUUCUUGAGCUCGACAGCCUCAGGGCACCGGUUAAAGGGCUUGAAUAAUGCGAAAACUACACCCGCGCACAUCAUCUUCGACCAUAYCUACGGAAUUCACUAGUAAAAUACACAUUGUGAACAUAUUAACUACGUAAAGCAACGUUCUCACUCUCCCUAAAAACAGAAAUUCAUCUCGAUAUAAUCGUACCUUAAGUCAAAAUUGGAUUAUACACCUAAUUUAUAAGACGUUGUCGGGUCCUUAAAGGUGGCAUCACUGAAGCUAGGGAAGGAAGGAAAAGAAAGGAGUCAUUGGAAAGCUGGUGAUUAUUACAAUCUCAAUGUAUGAUAGUGUACACGUUUCCGUUUCACAGCACUGUCUCACUGAACAUUCAAUGCUUCCACAAUGGGUCAAAAUUGUACACAUGAUUCAAAAAGGGGAUUAAAUCCCCUCUGGCCUUAGCUUCAAUGACGUCACCAUUCUGAAUCGAUAACGUUCAAUUAUAAGAGUUCUUAUGAUUAUUUCAAAGUCGUAAUUUCUAUCUUGGCACAAGCUCUAAAACAGACGGCCGGGAUAAAUAGAAUGUAAUUUGCUUAGUACUUUGGAAAAAUGUCAGUUUAGCUUGGUCACUCUAGAAUACCACAACCAUUUUUUAUAUUCCAAGUUUUUCUAACKCGGUUUUCCAGAUAUUUUACAUUCAAGCCUAUAUAUUUUUAUAAUCGUAUUCUAGCAGUUUUGUUCUUUCGACAUUUUUUACUUGCUUUAAGUUUAGAUAUUGGAUUCAUAAAGUAUUMUUAAAGAUAUUUAAAAAUAUAACGCUUUCACGCAUUGGCUAGAUAUCUGUGAUAUAUCGCACGCACUGAUUGGCUGGAGUGAUAGAAUAAUCGUGAUACAACGCAUGRACUGAUUGGCUAAGCAGAAUUUAAAAUAAAUUGAGAUAUAACACG
This is a messenger RNA of Exaiptasia diaphana, 4631 nucleotides long. RefSeq lists its product as uncharacterized. The record is from RefSeq and is a predicted model, not a curated record. The transcript is spliced from 4 exons. Lineage: Eukaryota; Metazoa; Cnidaria; Anthozoa; Actiniaria; Aiptasiidae. Bases 241 to 3333 code for a protein of 1030 amino acids.